Scutellospora calospora is the source of this 1571-nucleotide messenger RNA. The record is from the annotation of a GenBank genome assembly. Lineage: Eukaryota; Fungi; Glomeromycota; Glomeromycetes; Diversisporales; Gigasporaceae.
CUCGUAGAGAUCUUAUAGACGGUGAAAUAGAUAAAUGGGUAAUUUAUGGUUAUGACAAAGGAGGAAGUGAUCUUAAGGUCUUGGGAACCGGAGAUGGAGGACUUGAUGAAUUACAGGAGGAGUUUAACGAUGGCAAAAUUCAGUAUGCAUAUGUGAAAGUAAAGGACCCUAACUCGGAAUUACCGAAGUUUAUAUUUAUUGGCUGGUGUGGGGAAGGUGUGCCGGAAGCAAGAAAAGGAUUAUUUAAUUCACAUCUCAAUGAAGUUUCCGAUUUUUUAGAGAGGAAAUACCAUCUCCAAAUAAGCGCUAGAUCUGAGAGUGAUGUUGAACCAUCAUAUAUAAUGAAACGCUUAGAAAAAAGUGGAGGAUCCAAAUAUUCUGUUAAUAUUAAUAAAAAUGCUCCUCCAGUAAAGCCAGAACCUAUUUUACCAGUGAGAUCGGUAUACAAACCGGAGAAAAUACCAAACAUUACUGAAAUGCAACGAAAUGCACCUAAAGAAAAAAUCGGACCAGUGAGAUCAUCGUAUCAGCCUACUCAGAUACCAGAUAUAAGUGAAUUACAACGAAAUGCUCCUCUGGAAAAAAUUGAGCCUGUUGUGUCGUUUUUAAAUGCUAAAGAAAAAACAGAACCACCUGUUACGGAAAAUAAACACCGACGAGAACGUGAAGAACGUGAAAGGGCUGAGCGUGAGGAACGCCAACGUGAAGAACGUGAUAAGGCCAGACGUGAAGAGCAGGAACGCAUACGACGGGAACGCGAAGAACAGGAACGCGAGCGGUCAGAACGUGAGGAACAGGAACGUGAGGAACAGGAACAUGAGGAACAGGAACGUGAGGAACAGGAACGUGAGGAACAGGAACGCGAGGAACAGGAACGCGAACAAUUAGAACAAGAAAGAUUAGAACGUGAACGACGAAAACGAGAGGCUGAUCAGGCUAGAAAAGCAAAAGAAGAACAACAAAGAUUGGAAAAAGAAGAGAAAGAAAGAUUGAGACAACAAAAAGAGGAAGAAGAGCUGAGCAGGCAAGAACAAGAACGAUUGAGGUUAGAAGAACUACUUCGCCAGCAGGAAUUGGAGAGUGCCGAGUUUGCUGGAGAUGCAGAUGCAACUAGAACCUUUUCAGCACGCGUUAUCUAUCCUUAUGAAGCUGCCGAAGAUAACGAAAUGGAAUUAAUAGACGGUGAAAUAAUUGUAGGAAUCAGCCAAUUGGAUGAAGGAUGGUGGCAAGGUGAAAGUAAAGAUGGUACUCGUGCCGGAUUAUUCCCCGCAAAUUAUGUGGAAAUUAUUGAGAAUGAGAUUGAACCAGAUCCUGGACCCACUACGUAUGAACAAGAUGACGAGCCUGAACCCGAACCCGAACCCGAACCUCAGUAUGAGACUAAGUUAACCGCUGGAAAAUCUGCUAAAGCUCUUUAUAAUUAUGAUGCCGGUGAGGCAAACGAAAUUUCAUUUAAUGAAGAUGAUAUUAUUACUGAUAUUCAAUUCAGUUCGGAUGAUUGGUGGCAGGGUACAACAGCAGAUGGUAUAGUUGGACUGUUCCCAGCUAAUUAUGUGGAGUUGAUUAAUUGA